GUCAAGAUGGCGACCACUGGCGAAAUCCAGAAAAGUUUGUGGCACGCAUUCAAUGCUUUAGAUGCCCAGCAAACAGGGAUAGUACAAAAAUCACGUCUAAAGGUGUUUACGAACAAUAUUGGGCAUGUGUUUGAUCUGGAGAAGGCAGAGGAACUGCUGGACGACAUAGAAUACUCAACACCAUGGCAGGCCUUGAACUUCACCCAGUUCUACGAGGUCAUCGAAAACAACUUGUUGUUUCAACUCAACGGCAACCUCAGCAGCAGCUCCACAUCUCACAUCUUGGAGCAAAUAGACAAUAUUUGCUGGAUGCUAUGUGAAACAAAAUACUUGAAAAAACCCAACAAUGACACUGGGCAGGUGCAGAAGAUGUACGACAAGGAAAUAUUCAAGUUGGUCAAGGUGUUUAAUUUCUGUGUGGAAGUGAGUGAGGAUGAUGGUAAGGUUAUUUUCCCGCUGACAAUUGACGUGGAAGAGGCACAGCAUGUGUGCUGUAUCAUGUCCCGGGGCCUGGGGCUCUGUCCCGACCGCAAGCGGGAGUUUUCCAGGAAGGGAGAUAAUCCACAGCUAGGUGAUCAGUUGGUGGAUUUUCCUGCUUUUCUUGACGGACUAGAGGCUUGUUUUCAUGAUCUGAGUGCGAUGGACCUUUCUCAAGGGAUACACGAAGUGCAUGACAUGAUUAUUGGAGAUACACUGAAGAAGGGUCACAUGGGCAAAUUUGGCAACCGACUGACCAGUUGGAAGGAGCGAUGGUUUGUGCUGACGGCCCAGGAGUUGAGGUACUUCACGGGGUGUGACGAAAGGGAACUGAAAGGAGCGAUAGAUGUCACCAAGACCUGUAAGGUGGAGCCCCUGCCUGAUAAGAUCGGCACCAAGACCAACCGUUUCAUCCUACACACCUCUGGUAAACAGUAUGAGUUGUCUGCCCCUGAUCUCAAGUCCCGAAAUGAAUGGAUAUCAGCUAUACAGAAGGCCAUUGACCACUCGUACGCCAGUAGGGACGAGACCAUCCAGAGGUUGUCGUGGUGGGAGAGAAGGAAGGAGAGGGCAGCAAGGAGGAAAGAAGCUGAUGAAGAAUCCAAGAGGAGGAAGGAAGAGCAGGAGCUCAUGCUGAAGCAGCAGAAGGAGCUGGAGGAAGAGAAGGAGAGGAACAACAGAGAUCGGCUCCUUCUGGAACAGCAGCUUCAAGAACUGGAGGCAGAGAGACAGGCGAGAGCUGAGAUUGAAGCACAGCUUCGUGAGCAGGCAGCGCUCCGAGAAGCAGAACAGCAGCGGCUUAAAGAGUUAGAGGAGAUACGACAACAGAUGGAGAAGCUCCUUGAGGAGGAACGCCAGGCCAAGCGGGACGAGGAGAUAGUCCGCAACCUACAAGCCAGGAUUCUGGAGGAAGAGUUUGAGAAGAGGACGGAGCUGGAGAAGCUGAAGGACCAGCAGGACCAGCUCCUGGAGGAAGAGCGAAGACAGCGGGCCGGGAUGGAGAAGGCCCGGGUGGAGUCCGAUCACCAGCUCAUCGAGGCCAGGGAUAGGCUGAAGGAGCUGGAGCUGGAGGGGAAGCAGGCAGAGAGUCAGCUGUUGGAAGCUACUAGUAAGCUACGACUUGCCGAGGAGGAGCGGGUCAAGCUGGAGGCAAGGCUGAAAGUGAAGGAAUCUAAAACAAUCGGGCUAGCCAGACCCAUGUGUGUACCUGAUCCCGACCCUUUCACCACACACAGGGGCAAAGGUGCUUUUGUAGAGGCAAACUUCAAGGCUAAGACGGCCCACAUUACACCCACCACUACACAGCUAUAGUGUAGAGAAUGCUUGUCAGGUUAUUGUCAGAGACAUUGGAAAACAUGGUUGUGGGUAGAGUGGCACAUGAGCACUGGAACAUUACAUGGUUAAUACACUUGAUGUAUUCUUGGUUGUCGCUGAUGGAACAUAGGAACACUAUAGAGUUGAGACAUCAGAACACGUUAGACCAAUACACAGUUGUAGACAUCAGAACACUGUAGACCAAAACACACUUGUAGUAGAGACAUCAGAACACGUUAGACCAAUACACAGUUGUAGUAGAGACAUCAGAACACUAUAAACCGAUACACACUUGUAGUUGAGACAUCAGAACACUUGUAGUUCAGACAUCAGAACACUAUAGAACAAUACACAGUUGUAGUUCAGACAUCAGAACACU
Messenger RNA from Haliotis rubra (blacklip abalone), 2170 nucleotides. Its product is annotated as switch-associated protein 70-like. The transcript has 9 exons. The coding region runs from base 7 to 1788 and encodes 593 amino acids. Lineage: Eukaryota; Metazoa; Mollusca; Gastropoda; Lepetellida; Haliotidae. The record is from RefSeq and is a predicted model, not a curated record. Gene Ontology annotation, cellular component: cytoplasm; nucleus.